UGUUAGUUUAGCCGGGCUGUCUUUGAUUCAAGAAGGCGUGGAAAACUCCACAAGAGCAUCCCAUGGAAAUAAUCCGCUCUCAUCAUCAACUGCAAGUCGCCAGAUAGACAACCUACCUAGAGAGGCGACCACCGUAUCCUCCAAAAUAAUGCACAAAGAAUAUUUCACCACUAACGAUGGAUGCAAAAUCACCUUUCAGUCUUCCUUACCACUGAAGGAAGUUGCAAGAGUUGCAGCUGAGAAAUGUGUCCUGCUCAUGCAUGGCUUCAGUGGCUCUAGCGAUUACUUCAUCCGCAACUUUACAUCCCUGAGCAAAUCACUCUGGGUCGUUGCCCCGGACAUGCGAGGACAUGGGGACUCCAGUCAAACUCGUGGUGGUUAUCACGUCGCGCGCUUGGCAGCUGAUCUUUCAGGUCUUGUUGCUCAUAUACGCAAGACGGCAUCUGUCAGUAUUGUGCCUGUUGGAUGCUCGAUUGGCGCCGCCGUGCUCUGGACUUACGUGGAGCUCUUUGGUUGCAACGACUUUGCGGGAUUUGUCUUUGUUGAUCAGGCACCUCUGCAAGAUCGCUCAGCGUUCGAUGAAUGGGACGAAACCAGGGCACAUACUGGAUGUUAUGACGAGAAGACCAUGCUCGCCGCGCAAUACAACUGGAUCAAUGACUCGAAGAAGGCGCAUAUCGACCUAGCAAUAGGCUGCUUAGGAUAUCGACAUGCCCCAAAGGAGGAAGACGGGAUUUCAGCUGAGCAACAAGCCAAGGAUGAAGCCUUCUUUACAGACAUCAGUGCGAAAUGCGACCAAACAUGGCUAGCACGACUACUGGCAGAUCAUACUCGCUACGAUCACCGAGAAUCCAUCGAAACAAUCACGGUUCCGGUGUUGGUUAUGGCCGGUCGACGAUCAAGCUGCUUCCCACUUGAAGGAAUGCUCGAGAGCGUGAGACGUGUAGAGAAGUCAAGGCCAGGGCUAGCAAGGUCAUCGGUGUUUGACUCUGGACAUUGGCUAUUUUAUGAGGAACCAGAGAGAUUCAACAAGGAAAUUGCGGAGUUUGUUAACUCAUGCUAGAUGUCGAUCGGGCCAACAGCCAGCUGUUUGGUCGGAGUCAAGAAUUGAAGUGAAGACAUAGGUAGUAGCUACGACCUGAAAGAAGAAGAAGAAAAGU
Fusarium oxysporum Fo47 is the source of this 1160-nucleotide messenger RNA. RefSeq names its product Alpha/Beta hydrolase protein. The transcript has a single exon. NCBI's taxonomy places the organism in Eukaryota, Fungi, Ascomycota, Sordariomycetes, Hypocreales, Nectriaceae. The record is from RefSeq and is a predicted model, not a curated record. The coding region runs from base 149 to 1063 and encodes 304 amino acids.